AUGUUAGCAUCGCUUGUCUCCUCCCUCAAAGAUUCAGCAAGUCAGAACAAGUUAUCAAAAGCAUUCAACAUUUUCUCUCUCAUCGUACAACAAACCCACAAUGCCUCGUCGUCUGAUUUCGUGUUGCAGUCAUUGGUUUCUCUUUUUGCAUGUUGUUCGCAAGUUAAAGCAAUUUCACAAGGUAAACAACUACAUGCGUAUUUGGUUUCUUCGGGGUUUGAAAAAUCCCGUGUUUUGGUUCCAAAGUUAGUCACAUUCUAUGUUGAUUUUAAUCUUUUCAAUGAUGCAUAUGUCGUUACCGAAAGUUCAAACAUUAUGCAUCCGUUGUCUUGGAAUGUAGUUAUUUCUGGCUAUGUUAGAGCUGGGCUUGGGAAGGAGGGUUUAUCUGUGUAUACAAAAAUGAUGGAGAAGGGAAUUAUCCCUGACAAUUUUACAUAUCCGUCUGUUCUCAAGGCUUGUGGCGAGGAGUUUGAUUUGGGUCUCGGUAGGGAGGUUCAUGAGUCAAUUAUGAAGUCGGGAUUGGAAUGGAAUUUGUUCGUGCACAAUGCAUUGGUGUUCAUGUAUGGAAAAUGUGGAGACUUGAAUGUUGCACGAAUGCUGUUCGAAGAAAUGCCUGUGAGAGAUGAAAUUUCUUGGAACUCCAUAAUUUCCGGGUACGCAUCUCAGGGCAUGUGGAGAGAAGCCUUUGAGCUUUUCAACGAUAUGCAGAACCAAAAUGUAGAAGUGAAUGUCAUCAUCUGGAAUACCAUUGCAGGAGGCUAUUUGAAGACAGGAAACUAUAUCCAAGUACUAAAGUUACUUUCUCAAUUAAGGACCUCUGGUAAAUGGGAUCCAGUGGCUGUGAUCAAUGGUUUAGGUGCAUGUUCUCAUAUUGGAGAACUGAAUCUAGGCAAGGAAAUCCAUAGUGUAGCAAUUCGAACAUGUUGUCAUGACUAUGAUAAUGUAAAAAAUUCAUUAAUUACAAUGUAUUCCCGGUGUAAAGAUCUUAAACAUGCUCAUAUUGUAUUCCAUUUGGUUGAAAACAAGAGUGUAAUCACUUGGAACUCCAUAAUAUCAGGAUUCUCACACUGGGACAAUUCCGAGGAAUCCUCAUUUCUAUUCCGGGAGAUGCUUCUUUCCAGUGUUGAUCCCAAUUACGUGACAAUAGCAAGCAUACUUCCUCUUUGUGCACGCGUGGCAAAUCUACAACAUGGUAAAGAGUUCCAUUGCUACAUUACAAGGCAUGAGGGAUUCAAAGAUUACUUAUUACUAUUCAAUUCUCUAAUCGACAUGUAUGCAAGAUCUGGGAAAAUCUUGCUUGCUAAAAGACUGUUUGAUUCUUUAACCAAAAAGGAUGAGGUGACAUACACUUCACUUAUAGCUGGUUAUGGGAUCCAAGGGGAGGGAAAAACGGCUGUUGAUUUAUUUGAAGAGAUGAUUAGGUGUAACAUAAAGCCAGAUCAUGUGACCAUGGUUGCUGUUCUUUCAGCUUGUAGUCAUUCUGCUCUAGUUGACCAAGGUCAAACUUUAUUCGAAAAUAUGUCUUCUGUUUAUGGUAUAGUGCCUCGUUUGGAGCAUUUUUCUUGUAUGGUUGAUCUUUAUGGGAGAGCUGGGUUAUUGGGAAAAGCAGAAGAAACAAUGAGAAAGAUGCCUUAUGAGGCAACACCUGCCAUGUGGGCGACUGUGAUUGGAGGAUGUCGGAUUCAUGGAAAGAAAGAGUUAGGAGAAAUGGCUGCUGAAAAACUGUUGGAAUUGCGUCCAAGGAAUUCGGGGUAUUAUGUAUUGGUGGCAAACAUGUAUGCGGAUUCUGGGAGUUGGGAGAAAUUAGGUAAAGUUAGAGUUUUGAUGAGGGAAUUGGGUGUUAGUAAGGUUCCUGGUUGUGCUUGGUUGGAUGUAGGAGGGAGGUUUAUGCGGUUUUUGGUGGCUGAUACUAAGAAUGUUAAGGCAUUUGAGAUAUAUCCUUUGUUGGAUGGAUUGAGUCAACAAUUGAAAGAAGCUGGUUAUGUCUUGUCUCAUGAUAAAGAUGAAGUUAUGGAGUUGUAG
Messenger RNA from Lactuca virosa, 2022 nucleotides. The record is from the annotation of a GenBank genome assembly. NCBI's taxonomy places the organism in Eukaryota, Viridiplantae, Streptophyta, Magnoliopsida, Asterales, Asteraceae.